AUGGCGAGGGCGGAGGCCAACUGGGAGCGGCUGGUGCGCGCGGCGCUGCGCGGGGAGCGGCUCGUCGGUGCCUACGGGCAGCCGGUCACCGGCAUAGCCGGGAACGUGCCGUCGUCGCUCGGCAACAACGUGCACAUCGAGGAGGUGCUCCGCGCCGCCGACGAGAUCCAGGAUGAAGACCCCACCGUCGCCAGGAUCCUUUGUGAGCAUGCUUACACGCUAGCCCAGAGUUUGGAUCCCAACAGCGAAGGGAGAGGAGUAUUGCAGUUCAAAACCGGUUUAAUGUCAGUGAUCAGGCAAAAACUAGCGAAGAGGGAAGGUGUUGCUAUUGACCGAAGUCAGGAUAUUGCUAAAUUGCAAGAAUUUUACAAGCUUUAUAGAGAAAAGCAUAAAGUGGAUGAGUUGAUUGAAGAUGAAAUGAAGCUGAGGGAAUCAGCUGUGUUCAGCGGUAACCUUGGAGAGCUGGAACGGAAAACCAGGAAGCGCAAAAAAGUACUUGCGACUUUGAAGGUCUUAUGGUCAGUAAUAGAGGAUAUGACAAAGGAAAUAUCACCGGAGGAUGCAAAAAAUUUGAUAUCUGAAGAGAUGAAAAAGGUCAUGCAAAAGGACGCAGCAAGGACGGAGGAUGUUGUUCCAUAUAAUAUUAUUCCUCUAGAUUCCUUGAAUUCUACCACUAAUGCAAUUGUGAAUUUUCCGGAGGUGAGGGCAGCAAUAUCAACUCUGCAGUACCAUAGGGAUCUGCCCAGGCUUCCUGGUACCUUUUCAGUCCCUAAUGCUAGGAAUUCGGAUAUCCUGGAUCUUUUACAAUGUGUAUUUGGUUUUCAGGAGGAUAAUGUGAAAAACCAAAGGGAGCAUAUCAUUCACCUAUUGGCAAAUGAACAAUCUCGUGUGGGAAAACUACCAGGGAACGAACCGAAAAUUGAUGAGGGUGCCGUGCAUGUUGUGUUUUCUAAAGCUCUUGAUAACUAUAUCAAAUGGUGCAACUAUCUGCCCCUUCGUCCUGUCUGGGAUAACACUGAUUCAUUGACAAAGGAAAAGAAGUUGCUAUAUGUGUGCUUGUACUACUUGAUGUGGGGAGAAGCUGCCAACGUGCGAUUUAUUCCAGAGGGCUUAUGCUACAUAUUUCAUCAUCUAGCAAGAGAAUUAGGGGAGAUUCUGCGAAAACAAAUUGCAGAGCCAGCUGAAAGCUGUAGUUCUGGUGGUGUUGUGUCGUUUCUUGACAAAGUCAUUUAUCCUUUGUAUGAAAUCAUUGCAGCGGAAGCAGCCAAUAAUAAAAAUGGGCGUGCACCACAUUCUGAAUGGAGAAAUUAUGAUGAUUUCAAUGAGUUUUUCUGGUCUCAUAAGUGCUUUAACCUAGGAUGGCCUUGGAAGCUGAGCGACCCAUUUUUCUCGAAGCCCAGUAGGAAGGAUAAGGGCUUGCUAGGUAGGAAUCAUCACUACGGAAAGACAUCUUUUGUGGAACAUAGGACUUUUCUUCAUCUUUACCACAGCUUUCAUCGCCUUUGGAUGUUCCUUAUUAUGAUGUUUCAGGGACUAACUAUCAUUGCUUUCAAUGAUGGUAGUUUUGACAGGAAGACCAUAUUGCAACUUCUUAGUCUGGGUCCUACUUAUGUUGUAAUGAAAUUUAUUGAGAGUCUAUUGGAUAUUCUAAUGAUGUAUGGUGCCUAUUCAACGUCUCGUCGAUCUGCAAUCACCAGAGUGGCGUGGCGAUUCUGCUGGUUUACUGUAGCUUCAGUUGCGAUUUGCUACCUAUAUAUCAAGGCACUUCAAGAUGGCACAAAGUCAGCAACAUUCAAGAUAUAUGUUUUUGUAAUCGGUGCAUAUGUGGGCGCUAAGAUAAUUAUCAGCCUACUUACGAGUGUCCCUUGUUGCCAUGGUUUGGCUGAGGCUUGCUAUCACUGGUCUGCUGUACGCCUUGUUAAGUGGAUGCAUCAGGAGAAUAAUUAUGUUGGAAGAGGCAUGCAUGAGAGUGUCCUUGACUAUAUCAAAUACGCCACUUUCUGGAUUGCAAUUCUUGGUGCAAAGUUUUCAUUCACCUAUUUUCUCCAGGAAAGCUUAAUAAAACCUCUUGUAAAACCAACAAGAACUAUAAUCAAUUUCAGAGGCCUGCAGUAUGCUUGGCAUGACUUUGUCUCAAAGAAUAAUCAUAAUGCUCUUACAAUCGUUUCUUUAUGGGCUCCAGUGCUGUCAAUUUACCUUUUGGACAUUCAUGUAUUCUACACUGUAUUGUCUGCUAUUUAUGGAUUUCUCCUUGGUGCACGCGAUCGCUUGGGAGAGAUUAGUAAUGUCGAGGCAGUACAUAGAUUCUUUGAGAAGUUUCCUAGAGAAUUCAUGCAUAGACUUCAUGUUGCUGUUCCAAAAAGGAAGCAACUGCUAUCUUCUGGUCAGGUUUUCUUGGCCAAAGAGAUUGCAGAGGACUGCAAAGACUCACAAGAAGAACUUUGGCUAAGGAUAUCGAAGGAUGAAUACAUGCAAUAUGCUGUUGUAGAGUGCUUCCAUAGCAUUUAUCAUAUUCUGACGUCUAUACUAGAGAAAGAAGGACGCCUCUGGGUGGAAAGGAUUUAUGGUGGUAUCCGAGACAGCAUUUCAAACAGGACCAUCCAAAGUGAUCUUCAUUUCAAAAAGUUGCCUAAUGUUAUUGCCAAGCUUGUUGCUGUAUUGGGAAUACUGCGAGGUACGACAGAGUCCAGUGAUCUGAAAAAAGGUUUGGUUAAUGCUAUUCAAGACCUAUAUGAUGAUGUUCAUCAUGAAGCGUUUUCUGUUAAUAUGAGUGGCCACAUUGAAGACUGGGAACAAAUUAAUUUAGCAAGGGCUGAAGGUCGCCUCUUCAAUAAACUCAAGUGGCCAAAUGAUCCCAAAUUGAAGGACUUGAUCAAGCGAUUGUAUUCGCUUCUGACAAUUAAAGAAUCAGCAGCAACUGUCCCUAAAAAUUUAGAAGCCAGGCGGAGACUUCAGUUCUUUACAAACUCUCUGUUCAUGGAAAUGCCUCUUGCACGGCCUGUUUCAGAAAUGGUCUGCUUUAGCGUGUUUACUCCAUAUUACUCUGAGAUUGUUCUCUACAGCAUGGCUGAACUGCAGAAGAAAAACGAAGAUGGUAUAACUACACUGUUUUAUCUCCAGAAGAUUUACCCAGAUGAAUGGAAGAACUUCCUUACUCGUAUCAACAGGGAUGAAAAUGCAGCAGACUCUGAGCUUUUUGGCAACCCAAAUGACAUACUUGAACUACGUCUAUGGGCUUCUUAUCGUGGGCAGACCUUAGCUCGAACUGUCCGUGGCAUGAUGUACUAUAGGAAAGCCCUUAUGCUGCAGAGUUAUUUGGAGAGGAUACAAUCUGAAGAUUUGGAAUCUACAUUAGGGUUGACUAGUUCAGUUGAUACACAUUUUGAGUUGUCACCUGAGGCGCGUGCACAGGCUGAUUUGAAGUUUACAUAUGUGGUUACCUGCCAAAUUUAUGGAAAACAGAAGGGGGAAGGGAAACCCGAAGCUGCAGACAUAGCCUUACUAAUGCAAAGGAAUGAAGCUUUUAGAGUUGCUUACAUUGACGAAGUCGAGAAUGCUAAGAACGGAAAACCCAUCACCGAGUAUUACUCAAAGCUUGUGAAAGCUGAUAUUCAUGGAAAGGACAAGGAAAUUUAUUCGAUUAAAUUGCCUGGCAAUCCAAAGCUUGGAGAGGGAAAACCCGAAAAUCAAAAUCAUGCCAUAAUAUUCACUCGUGGAAAUGCAGUGCAAACUAUUGAUAUGAAUCAGGAUAACUACUUCGAGGAGGCACUUAAAAUGAGAAACCUACUUGAGGAGUUCUCUCUGAAGCGUGGCAAGCAUUACCCUUCAAUUCUUGGUGUUAGAGAGCAUGUCUUCACGGGAAGUGUUUCCUCCCUGGCCUCAUUUAUGUCUAACCAAGAGACAAGUUUUGUGACAUUAGGACAACGUGUUCUGGCUAACCCACUGAAAGUGAGAAUGCACUAUGGUCAUCCAGAUGUUUUUGAUAGAAUUUUUCAUAUAACAAGGGGUGGAAUUAGUAAGGCCUCCCGCAGCAUCAAUAUCAGUGAGGAUAUAUAUGCAGGAUUCAACUCAACGCUGCGUCAAGGAUGCAUAACUCAUCAUGAGUAUAUUCAGGUUGGCAAAGGUAGGGAUGUUGGACUUAAUCAGAUUGCACUAUUUGAAGGAAAAGUUGCUGGUGGAAAUGGUGAACAAGUUCUUAGCCGAGACAUAUAUAGACUCGGACAAUUUUUUGACUUUUUCAGGAUGUUAUCCUUCUACGUGACAACUGUUGGAUUCUACUUCUGUACUAUGCUAACUGUGCUGACGGUGUACAUAUUUCUCUAUGGGAAAACGUAUCUGGCCUUAUCUGGUGUUGGAGAAUCAAUUCAAAAUAGAGCGGAUAUACUGCAGAACACAGCCUUGGAUGCUGCUCUGAACACUCAAUUUCUUUUCCAGAUUGGUGCAUUUACUGCAGUUCCCAUGAUUCUUGGUUUCAUCCUUGAAUCAGGUGUCUUAACGGCUUUUGUUCAAUUUAUUACAAUGCAGUUCCAACUAUGCUCUGUAUUUUUCACUUUCUCACUUGGAACAAGGACCCACUACUUUGGCCGUGCAAUAUUACAUGGAGGUGCAAAGUAUAGAGCAACUGGUAGAGGUUUUGUGGUACGACAUAUCAAGUUUGCUGAGAACUACCGUAUUUAUGCUCGAAGCCAUUUUGUGAAAGGGAUGGAGGUUGCACUUUUGUUGGUUAUCUUCCUAGCGUAUGGGUUUAACAAUGGUGGAGCAGUUGGCUAUAUUUUACUCUCUAUAAGCAGUUGGUUUAUGGCAUUGUCUUGGCUUUUUGCUCCCUACUUAUUUAACCCAUCUGGAUUUGAAUGGCAGAAGAUCGUCGAGGAUUUCACAGACUGGACAAAUUGGCUGUUUUAUCGAGGUGGUAUUGGUGUUAAAGGAGAAGAAAGCUGGGAAGCUUGGUGGGAAGAAGAACUGCAACAUAUUUACAGCAUUCGAGGGAGGAUACUGGAAACCAUACUAAGCCUGAGGUUUUUCAUCUUCCAAUACGGAGUUGUUUACCACAUGAAUGCCAGCAGAGAAAGUACAGCUUUAUCGGUGUAUUGGAUUUCUUGGGCUGUGCUUGGUGGCCUUUUCAUCCUCCUCUUGGUCUUUGGUUUAAACCCCAAGGCCAUGGUACAUUUCCAAUUGUUCCUGCGUCUGGUCAAAAGUAUAGCGUUAUUGAUGGUUUUGGCUGGUCUGGUCCUGGCAAUUUUGUUUACGGAACUCAGUAUCGGAGAUGUUUUUGCUUCCAUUCUAGCAUUUGUGCCAACUGGGUGGGGAAUCAUUUCGAUUGCCAUGGCAUGGAAACCUGUCGUGAAGAAAUUGGGUUUGUGGAAAACUGUCCGUGCCCUAGCUCGCCUCUAUGAUGCUGGCACGGGGAUGAUCAUUUUCAUACCCAUAGCCAUUUGCUCGUGGUUUCCAUUCAUAUCCACUUUCCAGACGCGACUUCUGUUCAACCAGGCGUUCAGCAGAGGUUUGGAGAUCUCUCUCAUCCUUGCUGGCAACAAUCCAAAUGCUGGGAUGUGA
Molecule: messenger RNA, 5553 nt
Organism: Miscanthus lutarioriparius
Lineage: Eukaryota; Viridiplantae; Streptophyta; Magnoliopsida; Poales; Poaceae
Source: the annotation of a GenBank genome assembly